This is a messenger RNA of Gordionus sp. m RMFG-2023, 3096 nucleotides long. RefSeq lists its product as uncharacterized. The transcript has 17 exons. The record is from RefSeq and is a predicted model, not a curated record. Bases 91 to 2880 code for a protein of 929 amino acids. Lineage: Eukaryota; Metazoa; Nematomorpha; Gordioida; Chordodea; Parachordodidae.
GAGACAUCACUGAAUCCAGUAGAUGGCUUAAAUAAUUCCUUUAUUUAUUCCAAACCGAAUGACAUUUCAACAGAUCAAUCUCUAAUUGUUAUGAGAGAUGCGGUUAGUUCACCGUCAGAUUACUUCUUUCAAGGAACUAAGAAAAAUGAAGAUCUUAAUGGUGAAGGUCAACUGGAUGAAAUUGAAAAAAGUGUUGCUUCAGAAGAUCUUGACUACAACAAACAAAUCACCUAUCAAACAUAUCCGCUGAAAAAUUUGACUCCUUCCAUAAGGACCGUUUCUGAAGAACCUCCAGGAGUUUCAGAGCUUCCGGACUUUGAUAAUUCCAUAGCCUAUGUCAAUAGAGAGCUCUUGCAAGAGAUUGGGAGUGGAGCAUCCCUUUGUAUUAUAGGCACCAAUUCUGGAUGCAGUAGUCACGAAGAAUGUGUGAUCAGAGCGGGUAUAGAGGUUUGUGAAUGUCUAAAGACAUAUGGGAGAAGACACAGACAACGAUAUGCCCCGUGCCAACCCAUAAAAUACACCUUCGUUGUAGAAAUCGUUUUAGAACACCCUUUCCGCGAAGAAUAUUUGGACCAGUCAAGCACAGCCUUUUUUAGCCUCACCGAUGCUCUACUCACUUUGUUAGAAUUCACAAUCCUGGCGAAUCCAACGCUGGAUUCUCUUGUAAUAGCUACGCGGGUAAUCGAUUUGAGACCAGGUUCAACCAUUGCCACGGUAGUGGUUUACUUAAAUGAUAAAGCCACAGUUAAUCCAGUUACCCAAAAGUUUUUGUGGGACGAAUUGCAUAAAAAUAUUCCUUCCAACGAUAUCAGAUUUGGUGCAAAUUCCCUAAACUAUAUCAAAGCUAUCAGUCUGUGCGAUCGUGCAGAAACCAACCCCUGCAGUCAAAACGCUGAUUGUUCGAUCAAAAACCGAUACGAAUUUGGUGGUUGCAAAUGCAAAAGAGGAUACCGCGACGUUUCUCCUAUCAAUUCUUACAACGGCAGUGUUUGUAUAAAAUUUUCGGGUGAGUGCGAUAUCGAAUUGAACACCGGAUGCGGUCCUGAAGAGGUAUGCAUCAUGACUCACGAUAAGAGCGCCUGUGUGUGUCAACCUCCUUACAUAAAAAAUGUCAUAACCAGAGAAUGCCAAGUCAUGGGUAGUUGCAAUCCUCAUAUAAAUAGUGGCUGCGGUUUUAACGAGGUUUGUCAACCACAAGGAAUGGGCGCUAUUUGCAUCUGUUCUCCCGGAUACACCAGGAAUUUUUUUAAAGGAUAUUGUCAAAUUAUGCAAGGGGAUCAAUGUGACGUCCAUUCUCAAAGAGGCUGCAAGAGAUACGCCAAGGAAAAAUGCAUUAUCAUCAAUGGACGAGGCGUAUGCGCCUGUAGACACGGGUACUAUCUGGAUGUCGACACUAAUUCAUGUCAAAAAGAUUAUUCUGAAUGCGAUCCCCUAACUGAAGAAAGUUGUUCCGACGGAGAAAGAUGCGUUUACAACCACAAAAUUACAGUGUGCGAAUGUUUGCCAGGCUAUUUUCGAAACCCUAUUACUCAAACAUGCAUAUCUGAUGUCCUAACGGUGAGGGUGCGGAUUCAUUUGUUCUUGGUUUACGUUCCUGGACUGGAGAAUAUUUACAGCCCAUCGUUUCAAUACCUGCAAAAUAGCUUACUAGAAGCAUUUUGGUACUUUGUUAGUCAAGAUUCUGAUCUUAACGAAUGCAUACUAGAUAUUGCGGUCUUCAAUUUUCUACCGGGCAGCAUAAUAGCCGAAACUCGCUUCGUACUUAAACCUCAAGGCAACGUAUCAGCUAACUACAUCAAAAGAUCUAUUCAGAACGCCAUAAUCCCCCAGGAACCGAUGUUCCAAUCUUUACGUUUCAAAGAUGCCAUGAUUGAGGCUGAAGAGGAAAGCCCCUGUUCUGACCAUAAAUUGAAUUAUUGUGGGCCGAAUGCGUAUUGUUUUUUGAUUGGCUCAACCUACAAAUGCAAAUGUCUAGCGGGGUAUAGGGACGUUUCCUUACCUCGAAAUUCGAAGCAAAGAUGCGAACUUGUAUGUUUAGACGAACACUGCGCGUACAACGGAAAAUGCUAUUGGGAGGGCCAAUCUAAAGCUUGCGGCUGCCAUUUUGGGUAUUACGGCAAAAGAUGUCACGUGAAUGGAAUACCUAUCCUCGUUACAUUAACGGUAUCUGUAAUCCUAUUCAUAAUAUUUGCCCUCAUCAUGGUAACGAAGAAAAAUUCCGACAAAUACCAACGCGGAAAAGACCAUAUCAAGAGAUAUUUGAAAGAAAAACAACGCAUUUUAAAUAAGAAGGAUAUCUCCGAUGAAUCGAGGGAUGGAGAAAUUUGUAAAAACGGAUACAGGAACUUGUCGUUGACUUCCGGUAAACAGAAUUUGGUCGAAUCAAUGUUAUACGUGGGACUUAUAGAUAGCUUUGUAACACUAUCAACCAAUUCUAAUAGUGACCCCAACAGAAGUUCGUGUUUAUCACCUAUUGGAGACAGGUACAAGAGAAAUGGGUCCCUUCUCAAGAUAAUAACGCGCAAAUCUUACAGGCUCGCGAAAAAGGGCGCGGAUUAUAUCCAAUGGUUGCACCAUUCCCCUAGCACCAUCACCGAAGAAUCAAACAGUUUAUAUGCGAAAGAAGCCAAUUGCAAAAGUCUUAUUAUAAAAACCCGCGAGAAUGUUGGGAAUGUGAGUAGUGGUUCUUCUAACCUCGAUUCAAUUUAUUCUAGCGAAGAUCUAGAUAUCGCCCUCUAUAAUCGAAACUUCCUCGCGGACAAGAAUAAUAUCCAUCAAAAUGCCCAAAAGGUGACAAGCUCUAAAUCAAGCAACUUAAGCCAUAACGCUGUCAAAAGAAAUGACUUCCAUGCCAAUAGAGAGUAUUCUCUAUAUAGAUAAUCGAUCCAAGUCUCAAAGAAUGCCCCCCCCUUCCUUAAUUCUAAUUGUUAUUUAACUAAAGAGGAGUCAAACACGGAUUGUAUAAUAUAUACCACUUAAAUUUUUCAUAUUUUAAACAAUGACAUAUAUAAUACCUAGACUGACGAUCCAUUCAUUAAAUUGCAUUUUUAAGCGUCUUUAAAAGCAAAUCAGCUGGACUUUGGUAACACUUAUAGU